This is a messenger RNA of Tripterygium wilfordii, 1224 nucleotides long. RefSeq names its product two-component response regulator ORR9-like. The transcript has 5 exons. The record is from RefSeq and is a predicted model, not a curated record. The coding region runs from base 195 to 869 and encodes 224 amino acids. Gene Ontology annotation, biological process: cytokinin-activated signaling pathway; phosphorelay signal transduction system. Lineage: Eukaryota; Viridiplantae; Streptophyta; Magnoliopsida; Celastrales; Celastraceae.
GAAUCUAAGAAGAGAUCACAUUUUAGCACAAAAAACACCAACAACAACACAACACACAAUGACAGUAACCUUGCUAGCUCAUUUGUUGCUUCUCACCUACUUCUAAUAAAAACUACGGCAACCACCACCACCAUCACCACCACCACCACCACCACAAUCUCUCUCUCUCUCUCUCUCUCUUAUUUUUUGACCAAAUGGAGUUGGUAUUGGAUCAUUUGGAUGUUGCAGACAAACAACAACAGCAACAUGUUGAAGAGCAACAGGAGGAGGAAGAACAAGAAGAGCAGCAUUUUCAUGUAUUGGCAGUGGAUGAUAGUGUUGUUGAAAGGAAGCUUUUGGAGAGACUUCUUAGAGUGUCUUCUUAUCAAGUGACUUGUGUGGAUUCAGUAGAUAAAGCUCUUGAGUACCUGGGUCUUCUUGACAAAGAUUCUACAGCUUCUCCCUCUUCUUCCUCCAAGUCAAUACAACAAGAGGGAAGUAGAGUAAACUUGAUCAUGACAGACUUUUGUAUGCCUGGGAUGAAUGGCUAUGAUUUAUUGAAACGAGUCAAGGGAUCUUGUUUGAAAGAUAUUCCAGUAGUGGUGAUGUCAUCAGAUAACAUACCAUCCAUAAUCACCAUGUGCUUGGAAGGAGGAGCAGAGGAAUUCUUGUUGAAACCAGUUGAGUUAUCUGAUUUGGAGAAGCUUCAGCCUCACCUGUUAAAGUCCCUGGACAAUGCUUGUAAAAGCACCGACACUUUCGGCCAAAAUGAGAAUGACAACAGCAGCAAUAAGAGCAGUAAUCAAAGUAACUUUAGUAAAAGGAAAGCGGUAGUUUCUCCACAGAUAACAGACCGGAGACCUAAAGUUCAAGGGCUUGCUUUUGUAUGAAACUUCUUCUAGCUUUCUGCUUCUAAUACACGCAUGGAUCGUGUCUGCUUGUGGCUGAUAAUUUCAGAAACUGAAUAUGCAAAAACUUCCAACAAUUUAUGCAGAAAAUAAGUACAAAUUGCGCAAUGAAAGAGCAACUGGUGCAGCCUUGCAAUUCAGGAAAGGAAAAGGUUCUUUUAUUCAGUAACCACAGUCGUCACUAACCAUCACUACGUUCUAAGAAAUUGAAAAUCUGAACUCUUUCCAUGGUUCAUGUGAAUAGGGGACUUUCCGAUUCCAAACAGUUUCUCACAUUCAUCACUGUGCAAAUGAUGGAAUUCUGCUAAGCAAUAAGCAACGAGUAACAAAAAAAAAA